GACCUUGUCUCAAAACAAAAAAAAUUAAAAGGCAGCCUAAUGAUAACAGUGACCUUAACGAAAAGGACAGUUUACAAAGAAAAACAAUUUCCCUUGUGCUUUCUAGUGGCCAGGCCCUCAGAUUUCCCAAGAGUUAAUUAAAGCAAAAACAAACAAAACACCUCUAAGUCUCAGUCCCAGCUAACUGCUUGUCCUGUAUUUUUGCUUUGGAAAGUAGAGGGCUCUUUGAGGGAAAUCAACAUACUAUGCGAGUUUCUCACUACGCUCCUUGCACAAGAUGCAUUCCAUUAAUCUGAUUCUACCUAAAAAAAAGUUUUUGAAACAGGCGGCCCCGGAUUAGGUCUUGUCACAGUGCACAGCCAACACCCGCCCAAUAGCGGAACCCAGGUGGCCCGGGACUGAGAACUACAUCUCCCAGGGUGCUCCAGGAAGGGGACGCCCACCCGAUUGGCCAAGGGUGGAUGACGCUCGGUGUUUUGGCCCUGACGGUCACAUGUUUCCUUUGUUUUGAGCUGCGACUGAGACUGGUGGCUCGCGGAGACGCCGGCUCAGAACUGCGCUUCUCCGACGGCGCCUAGAGACGCAGGCCAGCCGCUCCAGGCCGCUCCUAGCCUGCGCCGAGAGGUACCGGGUGUGGAAAUUUAAACACGAAUAUUUUGGCUGGGGCUUUGAUCAAGCAAAUGCUGAAAAGCUACAUAAAGAAGGUCUCUGGUGGUCAUUUCUCAACAAUUAUUUAGUCAACUGAUGUAACAAUGGUACUAAUAUUGGGACGAAGACUAAACAGAGAGGAUCUUGGGGUGCGUGAUUCCCCAGCAACUAAGCGUAAAGUUUUUGAAAUGGACCCCAAAUCUCUGACAGGUCAUGAGUAUUUUGACUUCUCUUCGGGAUCAUCCCAUGCUGAAAACAUACUCCAGAUAUUUAAUGAAUUCCGAGACAGCCGCUUAUUCACAGAUGUUAUCAUUUGUGUGGAAGGAAAAGAAUUUCCUUGCCAUCGAGCUGUCCUCUCAGCCUGUAGUAGCUACUUCAGAGCCAUGUUUUGUAAUGACCACAGGGAAAGUCGAGAAAUGUUGGUUGAAAUCAAUGGUAUCUUAGCUGAGGCCAUGGAAUGCUUUCUGCAGUAUGUAUAUACUGGAAAAGUGAAGAUUACAACAGAGAACGUUCAGUAUCUCUUUGAAACGUCAAGCCUCUUUCAGAUUAGUGUUCUCCGAGACGCAUGCGCCAAGUUCUUAGAAGAGCAGCUCGAUCCUUGCAAUUGCUUAGGAAUCCAGCGCUUUGCUGAUACCCACUCACUCAAAACACUCUUCACAAAGUGCAAAACCUUUGCAUUACAGACUUUUGAGGAUGUGUCCCAGCAUGAAGAGUUUCUUGAGCUUGACAAAGAUGAACUCAUUGAUUAUAUUUGUAGUGAUGAACUUGUUAUUGGUAAAGAAGAGAUGGUUUUUGAAGCUGUCAUGCGUUGGGUCUAUCGAGCUGUCGACCUCAGAAGACCUCUAUUACAUGAACUCCUGACACAUGUGAGACUCCCACUUUUGCAUCCCAACUACUUUGUUCAAACAGUUGAGGUGGACCAAUUGAUCCAGAAUUCUCCUGAGUGUUACCAGUUGUUGCAUGAAGCAAGACGUUACCACAUACUUGGCAAUGAAAUGAUGUCGCCAAGGACCAGGCCACGCAGGUCUACUGGCUAUUCGGAGGUGAUAGUUGUGGUUGGAGGCUGUGAACGAGUUGGAGGAUUUAAUCUUCCAUACACUGAAUGCUAUGAUCCAGUAACAGGAGAGUGGAAGUCCUUGGCUAAGCUUCCAGAAUUUACCAAAUCAGAGUAUGCAGUCUGUGCACUAAGGAAUGAUAUUCUUGUUUCAGGUGGAAGAAUCAAUAGCCGUGAUGUUUGGAUUUAUAACUCACAGUUAAACAUUUGGAUCAGAGUUGCUUCUCUAAAUAAAGGCAGAUGGCGUCACAAAAUGGCUGUCCUUCUUGGUAAAGUAUAUGUUGUCGGAGGCUACGAUGGGCAGAACAGACUUAGCAGCGUAGAGUGUUACGAUUCCUUUUCAAAUCGUUGGACAGAAGUUGCUCCCCUUAAAGAAGCAGUGAGCUCUCCUGCUGUGACAAGCUGUGUAGGAAAAUUGUUUGUGAUUGGUGGCGGACCUGAUGAUAAUACUUGUUCUGAUAAGGUUCAAUCUUACGAUCCAGAAACCAAUUCUUGGCUACUUCGUGCAACUAUCCCAAUUGCCAAGAGGUGUAUAACAGCUGUCUCCUUAAACAACCUGAUCUAUGUUGCUGGUGGGCUGACCAAGGCAAUAUAUUGUUAUGAUCCAGUUGAAGACUACUGGAUGCAUGUACAGAACACAUUCAGCCGACAGGAAAACUGUGGUAUGUCUGUGUGUAAUGGUAAGAUAUACAUCCUGGGUGGAAGACGGGAAAAUGGAGAAGCCACAGACACUAUUCUCUGUUACGAUCCUGCAACAAGCAUCAUCACCGGGGUGGCUGCGAUGCCCAGACCAGUGUCUUAUCAUGGCUGUGUGACUAUUCAUAGAUAUAAUGAGAAAGGCUUUAAACUCUAAGACCAGGAUACCUCAUGCAAGAAGCCACGCCAACCCAGGAGGACAGGGUUUAAAAACUAUAAAGUGAGAAUGAAUCUCCUUUGUGUUAUGUGCAAAAGAAAUAAUUAAUCCUGGUGCCUUUCUAUCCAAAAUACCAAGAUUUUGAGCUGUAAUAAAGCCUUUCCUAUAAUUUGGGGGUUGGGGGCUUGCUAAAGAUUAUGGCAGUUCUGGCCAGGCUUGGUGGCACCAGCCUUUAAUCCCAGCAUAGGCCAGCUUGGUCUAUUUGUAGGGAGUUUCAGGCCAACCAGGGCUAUACAGUGAGAUCCUGUCUCAAAAACAAAAGACAAUGGUGGCUGUAGGCUAUGAGAGUGUGCCUUUGUGUUUGUAAGAAACCUAUGUGGAGUAGGAAAUAAUGCCCAUAUGUAAACUUCUUAGGAAUUUGUGAAUGGUCUCUUCUAUGAAUGUUUAUUUGUUUUGUCAUUUAAUGUAAAGAAAAUUGCAUGGCCGAAGCUUCAUUUAAGU
Molecule: messenger RNA, 3056 nt
Organism: Nannospalax galili (Upper Galilee mountains blind mole rat)
Lineage: Eukaryota; Metazoa; Chordata; Mammalia; Rodentia; Spalacidae
Gene: Klhl24
Product: kelch like family member 24
Exons: 8
Coding region: 753-2555 (600 amino acids)
Molecular function (GO): protein binding
Source: RefSeq, a predicted model, not a curated record